Messenger RNA from Nezara viridula (southern green stink bug), 738 nucleotides. The record is from the annotation of a GenBank genome assembly. Lineage: Eukaryota; Metazoa; Arthropoda; Insecta; Hemiptera; Pentatomidae.
AUGAGGAAGUUGCCAUUUCUUCAGACGAGGAGAGCUCCCCGUCGCCAUUCUCAUUACUACCCCGUGGGUGGUGCCCUCAAAUGGCCACUAUCAUCCCGCUUUCAUCAGAAGCCUAUGAUUACCACCCCUGUCCAUAAUGGGAGAGUUUUGUUCGUCUUGGCUUGUUGUUCCUUAUACGAGGUUGAAAAGCAACAUUCUUUGAUUUCUCUGCUACGAGUUUCAAGACUUUCCCUGCUGCUGGCUGAAGAGGAUCUCCCCGCUUGUAGAACUGUCGUAACUCUGUUAGCAUUCGCCGGAGAUCGUGCUUCUGUUGAAGAAAUUAUGAACGAGGGCCUGUUGCUGUCGGGAACCCACCCUCGACAAAGAAGAGCUGAAGAAGAUGGAGCACUCCGGACUAUCUAUACGAGGAGAGCCAUGAGCAGUGCACUUGACUGGGUCAUUGAGCUCAACACCUACCGGAACGCAGAGAAGUUACUCUCUGCAGCGGAAGAACUCGCUCAGACAGGAGAGUGCAACCCGGAGGAGAUCUACGGGGUCGCCAAAGAGCUCGAGAACCACGUGACAUCGUUCGCGGCCAGAGUCGAGCAGCGGAGGCGGCGUCUCGAUUUAGCCGUACUAUUCUACACCCACGAGAAGGAGGUGAGGCUGAUAAAGGAUGGAUUGUGGAUUAUGCUGAUUAAGGAUGGGAAUCAAUACCGACCCCUAAACGAGGUGAAGAGGAGGAGGCGAUUAGCUUAG